UUGGGUGGGAGUCAUCAGUUACUGUCGAAGUGCGGGACGAUGAGAUCGGUAUUGGUAGUGACCGUAGUCUGUAUGCUUGCUUACGCGAGUGGCAGCUACAUGACCAAGGAUGUGAAAUACGGCGAUGAAACAUUCCUGAAGAAGCAGAAAGCCAUUCUCGAGAUCUUCCAACACAUUCAUCAACCAGAACUGCACACUUUCCUGUGGGAAGAAUCCAAGGGAUUCGAUGUUGAACAGAACCUGGACCACUACAGCAAUGUGGAAGCCGUGAAGGAGUUCCUGCGGUUCUACAAGCACGGAAUGCUUCCAAUGGAGGAGAUUUUCUCCAUCCACAACGAAUUCCAUCGCGAGGAAGUCAUCGCCCUCUUCCAUCUGUUCUACUACGCCAAGGACUGGGACACCUUCUACAAGACUAUGGUCUGGGCUCGAUUCCACGUCAACGAAGGAAUGUUCGUGUAUGCCUUGACUGUUGCCGUCCUGCACCGCCACGAUAUGGAGGGAAUCGUCCUGCCUGCUCCCUACGAAAUCUAUCCGUUCUACUUCUUCAAUGAUGUCGUGAUCAGCAAGGCCCAGCGCUACAAGAUGCAAGGCUUCUACAAGAUGAAGAAGGUCAACGAUGUCUACACUGCUUACAUCCCCAGCAACUACACCGGAUACUACGUGCACACCGGUCCGGAACAACGCGUAGGCUACUUCACCGAAGAUAUUGGACUCAACUCGUACUACUACUACUUCCACGCUGAUUAUCCAUUCUGGAUGGGUGGCAAAGAAUUCGGACUGUACAAGGAUCGUCGUGGGGAAUUCUUCCUGUUCCAACAUCAACAGCUUCUGGCCCGGUACUACCUUGAACGCCUGUCCAACGACCUCGGCGUCAUCCCGCCUUUCUCGUGGCACAAGUCCAUCACCACCGGCUACUAUCCAUACCUUCGCUACUACAAUGGAAUUCCAUUCCCGGUUCGCGACAACUACUACAGUGCCUCCGUAGACAAGAGCUACGUCGUUGAACAGAUCGAAGACUUCGAGCACCGUAUCAUGGAAGCCAUCGAUUACGGAUUCAUUACUCUGCCAGAUGGAAAGAACGUCAACAUUACGACUCCCUCCGGAGUUGAAUACCUCGGAAAUCUGAUUCAGUCGAACGGUGACAGCGUCAACACUCGAUUCUACGGAUACCUAGAGAUCCUGGCCAAGUACUUCCUUGGAGGAUCCUUUAAGCUGCAACACGAAUACCGUGCCAUUCCAUCCGUCCUGGAGAAGUUCGAAACCAGCAUGCGUGAUCCCAUGUUCUAUCAAUUCUACAAACGAAUCGUUGAGUUCUACUAUCGCUUCCUGGACCUGCUUCCAUCAUACACGAAGAAAGAACUGGACUUCCCUGGAGUGAAGAUCGAAACCGUUGAAAUGGACAAACUGGUAACCUAUUUCGACAAGUUCGACGCCGACAUCACCAACGCCGUCGACGUGGAAGUGUUCGACGAAACCACCAUGAAAGGAUCCGCUAUGAAGAAGUUCGGCAAGAUCGCCCACUACCAAGGCGAAGACUUCGUCAUCUAUGCCCGCAUGCCUCGCCUCAACCAUCUGCCCUUUACCUUUGAGCUGAACGUUGUGUCCGAAACGGCUCAGAAGGCUGUCGUUUUCGUCUACCUGGGCCCCAAAUACGACCAGUACGGCAACAUCUACGGAGUGGAUGCCAACCGGGAAAACUUCUUCGAAUUGGACCACUUCCUGGUAGACUUGGUCCCGGGCAAGAACGUCAUCACCCGCAACUCUCUGGACUUCAGUUGGUUCGUCAAGGAUCGCACCACCUACUUCGAGCUGUACCAACAGGUCAUGAGGGCCUACAAGGGCGAAGGCAAAUUCCCGCUGGACAUGUCCGAGGCCCAUUGCGGCUUCCCCGCUCGCUUGAUGCUCCCCAAGGGCAAGAAGGGUGGCAUGCCAUUCCAGUUCUUCUUCAUGGUCGUCCCCUACCACGCCCCCAAGGUCCCACAAUUCACCGGCUUCGAUCACACCCUAUCCUGUGGAGUCGGAUCCGGUGCCCGCUACCUGGACGACCUGCCCUUCGGCUUCCCCUUCGAACGUAAGAUCGACGAAAGCGCCUGGUUCACCUCGAACAUGAAGUACUACGACACCCUCAUUUACCACAAAAGUGAAACCGAAGUCAACUCCGUGUAGUUUAAGAAACCCCAUCAACCCAUUUCAAUAAAUUGCAUUCCAUUAUCGGCUCCCCCAAAGCACUCGAAAUACUCAACAAUUAAAAAUCAUCUCCGCACUUGCCGGGUGUUCGUCGUUCGGGCAAAAAUCGUUUCCGUGCGAAAUAUUGCAUCGGACUGGCUGGGACUGGCUCUUGGCAGCCGUUAUCUCGUCAUACUCAUCGCGCCGGCGGAUGUACGCCAUGGUUCACUGUCCCAAAAGCACUCAGCAAAUUGAAAUCAUUCUUUCACGAAAUGCAAAUAGUUUCCCACCGUCGUCGGCGUCGUCGACGUCCACCAAAUGGCACACAAUGGCGUAAUGGCGUUUGCCAUGCCGAAUGAAAAUGGUGGAAAGGGGAGAAUUAUUUCGAAAAUAAAUUCAAACAUACUGCAAUUUAACAACAAGAAUUAAAAUAUUUCGGAUGCAUUCAAACGGAGAAUUUGAACGCGUUUGCGCUUUGGGAAGAUGGGGGGGAAAUGGAGACCGACCGAGAUAGGGAACGAGUGAAUUGUGCGCGCUUCCGGAGAGUCUUCCCGUUCGACGG
Aedes albopictus (Asian tiger mosquito) is the source of this 2728-nucleotide messenger RNA. RefSeq names its product hexamerin-1.1-like. The transcript has a single exon. The record is from RefSeq and is a predicted model, not a curated record. Bases 40 to 2166 code for a protein of 708 amino acids. NCBI's taxonomy places the organism in Eukaryota, Metazoa, Arthropoda, Insecta, Diptera, Culicidae.